AUUAUGCUCCUCCUACGGGACGGUCGUGUUGAUAUUAAUAUAACAGACUUCCAGGGGCAGACAGCGUUAUUUUAUUUAGUAUUUAAUUACAAUAUAUCUUUUCUGACCAAGCUUCUGCAGCGCCAAAAUAUUAAUAUCAACAUUACAGACUCCGGCGGCCAGACAGUACUCUUCCAUGCGGUAAAAACGGGCAAUAAGAAAACCACAGACCUGCUUCUAAAACAGCCGGAUAUUAAGGCAAAUGUCUUAGAUAAAAAUUAUCUGACCCUAUUAGGACAUGCAGCUUCUCGGGGUCAU
Messenger RNA from Aspergillus steynii IBT 23096, 297 nucleotides. RefSeq names its product ankyrin. The transcript has a single exon. The record is from RefSeq and is a predicted model, not a curated record. The annotation marks the transcript as partial. NCBI's taxonomy places the organism in Eukaryota, Fungi, Ascomycota, Eurotiomycetes, Eurotiales, Aspergillaceae. Gene Ontology annotation, molecular function: protein binding.